CUCCUCACGGAGUCAGACUGAAACGGAGGUGAACCGGAAGUGACGUAGUUCCUGCUGCUCUCUGCAGGCGGCAGUUCAUCAGACGAGCUGUUGUCUUGUUUCUGUUGAAGCUGCGCAGUUUCAGCAGCCGACAGGUAAGAGCACACCUGGCCUCGCUCACAUGGGAGACAGCGAUGACGAGUUCGACAGGAGGAGGCGGGACAAGUUCAGGAGGGAGCGCAGCGACAUGGAGAGGUCCAGGGAGCGGGAGGACAGGAGGAGGGACGACUGGGCCGACAGGGACGACCACCGGGGGGAGCCGUACCGCUUUGAACUGCCCUACGGAGGAGGAGGGGCUCCAUUUCCAGGGGCGGGGCCUCAGGGCUGGCACAUGGACAUCCCCCACCUUAACCCACAUCCUGGAGGACACCCCCUGCAGGCCAGGCUGGGGAUGAUGGAUCCAGACCUCCCUCCUCCAGGUCCUCCUACCAUGAGGAGCUUUAAGGAGUUCCUCCUCAACAUGGAGGACAGUGUGGAUGAG
This is a messenger RNA of Austrofundulus limnaeus, 520 nucleotides long. Its product is annotated as serrate RNA effector molecule homolog. Gene Ontology annotation, biological process: mRNA processing; primary miRNA processing. Lineage: Eukaryota; Metazoa; Chordata; Actinopteri; Cyprinodontiformes; Rivulidae. The record is from RefSeq and is a predicted model, not a curated record. Gene Ontology annotation, cellular component: nuclear body.